UAUGGCACGAUUGUUGGAAAAUAAUUAGGAAAUCAACGCGAAGACAAACACGACGUUUGAGAGAGCGAAAAAACAGUGAAAUACCCCAGUUAAAACAAGCCCUUUCUCAAAACCAAUUACAUUAAAUUGUGAAAAACCUAAACGGCUAAGUGUUUUCUAACAUUGCAAAAGGAAAUCUCGGCGAUAAACCUCAAUAAUUAAACAGACAAAAUGUCGCUAUUCGGCUCAUUAAUGGGUGACUUCGAUGAUGAUAUCUUUGGAAACCACAUGAACGCCAUGAACAUGCAAAUGCGUUCCAUGAACCGUUUGAUGAAUUCAUUGAUGCCCGAUCCGUUCAAUAUGCUGACACCCUUUGAUCCCGGUUUUCAACAGAAUGCCUUGAUGGAACGUCAAAAUGGCCCAGCAAUGGGUGGCCUGUUUGGUUUUCCAGCCAUGGGACCAAUGAUGAUGCCCAAUAUGAAUCGUUUGCUGAGUGCAGAUAUUGGUAACAAUGGUGCCUCGUUCUGUUCAAGUUCCGUCAUAACCAUGUCUUCAGGACCCGAUGGAAGGCCACAAAUUUAUCAGGCUACCAGCAGUACUAAAACCGGCCCAGGGGGCAUACGUGAAACCCGUCGCACCGUACAAGAUUCCGUCAAUGGUGUCAAGAAAAUGGCCAUUGGUCAUCAUAUUGGUGAGAGGGCUCACAUUAUUGAAAAAGAACAGGACAUACGUUCCGGUCAGCUGGAGGAACGUCAAGAAUUCAUCAAUCUCGAUGAAGAUGAAGCCGAGGAUUUUGAUCGUGAAUUUACCACCAAGGCCAGUGGUGGACGUAUGGGACAACGGGCCAUUGGCGGUGUGCCCGGAGCAGCACCACACCAACAAACUUUAACCAUUGAACCAAUAGACGAUGAUGACGACGAUGAGGUUAUUGAAACUACAGCUGCGGCCGCACAUCACAGUCAUCCACAGCAUAGACCAUCAUCGUCGUCGGGUUCACACAAUCGUAGAUACUUGCCAGCAUUACCUGCACCACCACCGCAACACCAACAACAACACCCAUCAUCACAUCAAAAUAGCUCCUCGUCCUCCUCCUCUACUGCUACAACAACAGACGAGUCAAGAAAAUCCACGGACAAUACUUUGCCAUCAUCAUCCAAUAAAUCGAGACAAAUUGACUCCAACGGCCGAUCUUUAAGCCACGGUACCGCCGCCGCUGCCGCUACAUCCACCAGCAACACUACAUCGCCCUAUAUAUCAACAACACCUCGACGUUUGUCCUCUGCCUAUCGCAGUGGCAGCAGCCAUGUUAGUGGUGUCUCACCGCGCCGUCCCCUAAGAACUCCACCAUCAUCGCCAUUGGCCACAACACCAACAAUGCAUAAUCACAGUACCACAACAUCGCCAAGCGUUCAUCCACAUCCCUAUAAUUCUUCAGCGGCCAGGCGUUCACAUCAUCAUCAUCAUAAUCACCACAACCAUCAUCAUCAUCAUCACCGUUCCAAACAUGGCGCCAAGCAUACGAGCAGUUCUCCAGCUCCAGCCGCAGCAGCAGCACCAACAAAUAGUAAUAACAAAUCUUCAGAAGAAUCCAACAAUCAAAACUAAUUCAAAUCGCAGGAAGAAGGCAAAGGGAGAUAUGGCAAGAAGACCUUGGGAGAAGAUGUGGAUUAUCAAUAUUAACAAAAAAAAAAAAAAAACAAAAACCCUUUAGCAUAGUUGUGUAAUGUUUUGUAUGGAACAGCAAACAAAAACAAGCAGCCCCAAAUGAUGAAAUUGGAUUUCGUUUACCUUACCCCAUCCUUCAGUUAUUUCUUUAUUUGUAUGGCAAAACAUCACUUAAGCGUAUAAAAAUAAACCCCUUACCAGAUAAGAUGACCCAAUGCUAAAACCAUAACAAAAAUAAAUAAAGAGAAAUAAAGCAACCACCCCCCAGAAGAGGAGGUAGAAGAAGAAGAAGAGAAAACAGGCGAACGAACAGCAGUAUCCAGCAUAAAUAAUAUGUUUUAUUUUUAAUUACUUUAGAAUUUUAGCUUUAUAAACAAAACAAAAAAAGUAUAUAUUUACCAAACCACCCCCUCUCCACUCCCCUCCUACCACCCCCUAUUAAUGUAAUCUCCUUUUUCUCAUUUAAAGCAAAAUCA
Messenger RNA from Musca domestica (house fly), 2120 nucleotides. RefSeq names its product myeloid leukemia factor-like. Gene Ontology annotation, cellular component: cytoplasm; nucleus. Gene Ontology annotation, biological process: regulation of DNA-templated transcription. The transcript is spliced from 5 exons. Lineage: Eukaryota; Metazoa; Arthropoda; Insecta; Diptera; Muscidae. Bases 211 to 1584 code for a protein of 457 amino acids. The record is from RefSeq and is a predicted model, not a curated record.